AUGAACACCGACCAGUUGAAUUCGUCGAUGACGAAUCCACUUCAGUCGAUCGGAUCGACCAUUCCCCUCCUCAACAACCUACAGCUACAAUCGACCAGUAAUGCUGCUGCCAUGUUGGAUACAUCCACUCUCUAUCCGAAUGGGGUAGGUUCUUAAGUUAUUUUGAACUUUUUAGAAAGGGCGUGGCAAAAAAUAGGUUUUUCAUUGAAAGCAUGGUAAAAAAUGAUUUAUAGGGUAGGUCGUGACAAAACAAUGUUGUAUAAGGAGGGCAUGUCAAAACAUAUGUUUUUUAUUAAGGGCAUGGUAAAAAAUGUUUUAUAGGGUAGGGUGGGGGCACAAAAUAUGAUUUUUUAUCAAGGCCAUGGCAAAAAAAAAGUGUUUUUCAAGUAGGGCAUGGCAAAAAAAAUACUUUAUAAGAUGGGCAUGGUAAAAAAUUUUUUAUAGGGUGGGGCAUGGCAAAAAAUGCUUUAUAGGGUAGGGCAUGUCAAAACAUAUUUUUUUUAUCAAGGGCAUGACAAAAAAAGUGUUUUCUAGGUAGGGCAUGGUAGAAAAUGUUUUAGGGCAUGACAAAAAAAGUAAUUUAUAGGAAGGGGAUAAUAAAAAAUGAGAUAAAAGACAUAAUUUGUGUAUCCAUCGUAUAACUUGUCAUCGGCAGACUGCGGAACGUAAAACAAGCUGUUUUAGUAAAAUAAAUGGCAAGAACUUUCUUUAUAAACCAAAAAUGGCAAAAACUUUCUUUACAAAACAAAAAACGACAAGAACUUUCUUUACAAAUCAAAAAAUGACAAGAACUUUCAUUACAAAACAAAAAAAUGUGAAGAAUUUUCUUUACAUAGCAAAAGAUGGUAAAAACUUUCUUUCCACGCCUUAAAAUCUCACUUUAAAUCCAAAAAAUGCGACCCAGCCCAGUAGUCCAUGCUCGACCCAAACAACCCCACAGACUAAGGCCGAACUCGCUUUUACCGUCGUAUUUAUCUAUCCAAAUAUUUGUUGUAGCUCUCUUUACACAAGUUAGUCGUAUGUUUGCUGUAAAUGUUUAUGUUUGAAAUCCCCGCCCUCAGGGUUUAUUUGUGAGUUAUGUUUGUAAAUGUAAAUAGAAAGUGUAAACAGUUAGUGGAAGGGAGAGGGUUAAGAUGAGCUAGGGUUGAGAAGUUAAGUUCACAUAGAACUGAAGGCUGACUGAAGGGGUUUGGGUGAUUGAAGAUAAGAAGAAGAGUAUGGUUGGCACAAUAUUAAGGUAUCACAUAGUGUUGAUUAAAGAAUGUUAUUUUUAGAGUACGGUUGGGUAUAGAGUACGGUAAGGCUUAGAAUACGGUAGGGUCUAGGAUAAGGGACCUAGAGUACGGUGAAGACUACAAUACGGUAGAAUCUAAGGUACGGCAAGAAUUAAGCUUGGUAGGCCUUACAGUACAGUUAAAACUUGGGUACGGUACUGCGUAACGUAUAGUAGGGUCUUCAAGACUUAAGGUAUGGUAGGGCUUACGGUACGGUAGGACCUAGGGUACGGUAGGACCUAGGGUACGGUACGACCUAGGGUACGGUAGGGCCUAGGGUACGGUAGGACCUAGAGUAGGGUAGGGAAAGGCAAGGCAAGGCAAGGCAGAACAGGGCAGGGCAAGUGUUUUCCAAACUACAUGCUGUUUCAUUCUAAACCCCUGAGGCAAAAAAAAGAGUGACCAUUUGAUAAGUUGUGUGUCAUUUCAUCUUCUGAUUACAAACUGUCACGGUUUGGUGCGUUUUCAAAAACAGUCCAUCAAAGCGGUUAAUAUGGGCUAUCUUAUCAAUUGCAAUUUUUUAUGAUCAGAGCUGGUCAGUGCUGUGGACAAGGCGUGAGCUUAUUAACCGGUUUUUAAAAAUUGAGAUUUUUUGGAAAUUUUAAAAACUGGAAAAAAAGUUCUUGCCAUUUUUGUUUUGGAAAGAAAUUUUUUCCCAUUUUUGUUUUGUAAACAAAGUUCUUGCCAUUUUUUGUUUUGUAAAGAAAGUCUCUGCCCUUUUUGGUUUUGGAAACAAAGUUCUUGUCAUUUAUAACCAGUGUGACCUUAAAUGCCCUUUUCAAGGAUUUACCGCGGUAAUUAAACUUUUAUGGCCAAAAAAUUAAUGCUUUUGCGCAAUAUCUAUCGGCUUUGUCAUCCUAAUUUUAUACCUUUUUCUUUUCCUUUAUUGAUACCAAUAUUUACCGCAUUUUACGUUUUCGGGGAUACUGUAACGUAAAAAAUAUUUUUUUUCUAUUUUAUAAUUACUACUAACCCUUUUACAUAUUUAAUUGACUUUUAGAUAUUGCACUGUGCAACCACUAUUGACUGCACCGUGCAGUCGCUUAUUUAUUGCACUGUGCAACGGUGGAAAUUACGUAAACUGCACAGUGCAACCAUUAAUUGAUUGCACAGUGCAUAAAUUUUGUGAUUAUAAAAUGGCAAGAACUUUCUUUACAAAACAAAAAACGGCAAGAACUUUCUUUACAAAACGAAAAAUGACAGUAACUUUUUACAAUUUAUUGUGUAGUCUAUUUCAUACCUAAAAAGCGGGCUUUUGUGAUCGAAAUACGCAUAAGUGAUUAUGCGAUUGCUCAUUAGAAUGUUAUCAGUUGGGGGUUGUUUUUGAGGUUAUCGCCAACUUUCUGCUUUUGGUUUAAGCAUUGGCGACUCAUUUCCAAGUGCAGCGAAGACGAUUUUCAACUUUUUGUUUUUAAAUUUUAAGGUGUUUUGAAUUGAUUUUAAUUUUUUAAACGUUUUUUUGGUGCCGCAGGCUGCGGAUCAGAAGAAAAAUUUGUAUUUUAAGGUUUUGAAAAGAAAAUUCUUGCCAUUUUUUGCUCUGUAAAGAAAGUUCUUUCUAUUUUUUGUUCUAUAAAGAAAGUCCUUGCUAUUUUUGUUUUGUAAAGAAAGUUCUUGCCACUUAUAAGUCAUAAAAUUUUCGUACUGUGCAACCAUUUUUUAUUGCACCGUGCAGCCAUUUAGUGAAUGCACCGUGCAGCUUAUGUAAUUUCCACUGUUGCACAGUGCAAUUAAUAAAUGACUGCACGGUGCAGUCAAAAGUUAUUGCACAGUGCAAUUUUAAAAAGUAUUUUUGCUAAUUCGAAUGCACUUAUAAAUGUUAUAAGUAACAGGCAGACUGCGGGUGACAAGUUAUACGAUGAAUACCAAGAUUGGGCUGUUUUUUGUUUUGUUAAGGAAGUUCUUGCCAUUUUUUGUUUUGUAAAGAAAGUUCUUGCGUUUUUGAUUUGUAAAGAAAGUUCUUGCCAUUUUUCGUCUUGUAAAGAAAGUUCCUGCAAAUGUUCGGUUUGUAAAGAAAUUUCUUGGCAUUUGUUGUUUUGUAAAGAAAGUUCUUGCCAUUUUUCGCUAUAAAAACAGUUUUGAAAGCCAAAACAAAACCGUGAGCAAAACAAGUUACAAAUCGACUGUGGAGUCACGUCGACAAUGACUGUCGCGUCUACCGUAGCCGGUCCAAAAAUAGCCUCCACUUUUAGGUUUACGGGCCCUUUCCUGCGCUCGUCUAUACGCUUUUUGUCUUCUUGCUCUCGGAUCCAAUGAAUGAGGGUUGGUGUGGAUAUUAACCAUGAGGAAAUUCGGUUUUUGAGAUUUGGUUUUGAUUGGGCGGGGUAAAAAAUAAAAAUGAGGGUAGGGUAGGGUAGGAAAAGGUGGGUAGGUUAAAGUUACGGUAGGGAAUGAUAGGGUAGAAAUGACAGUAGGGCAGAGAAAGAUAGAAAGAAAGAAGGAAGGGGUGAUGAAGUACAUCUAAAAAACGGUAGGGCAGGCUAGGGCAGGGUAGGAUAAAAAAUCUUAUUUUUGCUCAAUAAAAAUAUUAGUAUUACAAGGUAAGGUAGGGCGGGAUAGAAGGGAUGAGGGUAAGGUAGGCUAGAAUUUGGUAAAAUAGGGUGUCAUAGGUAGGGUGGGACAAGGUGAUGUUGUGGGGUUGGGCAGGGUAAUUUAGGAUAAGAUAGGAUAGCUUAGGGUGAGGUAGGGUAAGGUGGGGGUAGAAUUGGGUCGAAUACCUAAUUUUCCAGUAUGCCACCACCUCAAAAUUUUUACCCUCUCCCCCCCCUUCAUACCUCCGUUUCCCACCCCUUCCCUUCCCCUUUCACAUUCCCCUCCCUCUUUCCCCCACACCUCACUCUCCCCCACGUUGUUACCGUUCCAAUUCUAUUUGUGGGGGCCGCGCUAUUCUUUUCUCCACGCCCAAUACGAUUGCGCAAUAAUAGGAUCCGCGUGAGGCCAAAGAAAACCUGAAAUUAAUAGGACGACUCACUUCUUCCGGAAUCUGUAUUGUUCCUCAAGGUAAUCGAAUCGGUUCUCAGUUGGAGUGGGGGUGAAUCGGGGGUGGAUUGGGAGGUUAUUCGGGGAUUGGAAGGGCUGUUGGGUGCUGUUUUUGAUUUGAUAAAGGGGUGUUUUGGCUGGUUUUAAGGGUAGGGUAGGGGUAGGGUCAGUUAGAGUAAGACAGAGUUGGGUAGGGUAGAGCAGGGUAAAUUAGGGUAGAGUGAAUCAUAGUAGGGCAGAUUAAGGGAAUGGGGAGAGUGAGGGGAGGGGAGGUUAGGGUAGGGUAGGGCAAGGUAGAGUAGUGUAGGGAAAGAUUGAGCGGAGGUAGGGUUGGCGGGGUAGGGUAGGGUAAGACAGGUGAAGGCGAGGUAGCUCAGGGCAGGGUAAAGCAGAGUCGAGUUGGGUAGGGUAGACAGAGAGAAGGGUGGAUAUAAAAAAAAAUUUUUUAAAGGGCAUGUCAAAAUUUAAAAAAAAUUUUAGGGGUGGUAAACUUUUCUUACUUUUUUUUUAUUUUAUGUUUAUCCCUUCCCUCCCCCCCCCCUUUUUUUACACUCUUAUUUACUACCACUGCCGCCUCUCUGCCCUCUCUCUGUCUCCACCGUCCCCCUCCCCCCCGCCCUAUCCCAACCUAUGAACAACAUAUUCAUAUUGCUCUGUAAAGGAUCAUAAACCUCUUGAAAUCGUCGGAAAUUUGUUUUUAUCGUUUUGCCCAUGCCUCUCAUUCGCUCGCCCCUCCACUGACUCAUCCAAGGUGCGGGCCCAUCAAAACUCGUUCGUUUUUAGUUUUUUCUCGCUGUCCCGAGACUUAUACGUAAACGAGGGAAGGGGGGUUGCGGGCGUGGUAAUGUCUUUUGUAAUGUUGGGCAGGGUUGGGGCAACAGAUAUUGAAUUAGGCAGGGUUUAGGCAAAGGCAUGGGCUUGAAAUGUUAGUACAGGGCUACUUUUUAUAAAAAGGCAAGACUAUUUGGGGCAUUUUUGAAAAAACAUUGGGCGUGGUAAUUUUUUUGAAAAUUAUUUUUAGGGGGUGUUUUACGAAAAUUCCGAAAAUUUUUUAUUUUUUUAAUCGAAAAUUUUUUAUUUUUUUUUAAAUUAGGCAUUAAAAAAUUUAAUUUUUUCAAAAAAUUUUUAAGGGGUAAUUUUUAAUUUUUUUAAAUUUUUUAUUUUCUUGCAUUUCUGUUUCCGUAUUUUACCAGCCACCCUUAAAAAUCAAAAAUUUCAGUUCCAAGCCAUGAGUAGCGCCGAUUACGCCAACCAAAUGAUGUCCACAUACACCGCCCCCGCCCUCAACUACCAACAAUACUACGGAACGGGCUUGGGCAAUGCUUCAUUAUACGGUCAAAAUGCCUACGGUGCAUACGCAGCAGACACUGUAGCCGCAUUACAGCAGGCCAAUGCGGCUUAUAACUUUAAUAUUGGCCAAUUGAAUGACACCUCAGCUAUUCCACAAAGCAGCUCGCCCUUGGAGGAUGAGAGCUCCAGUUCGAGAAGGACUAUUGGUCCUACACGGCGGGGUAGAAAUCAUGAAGAUGGAAUGGUCGCGUUGACUGAACAGGAGUUUGUGAGUUUUUUAUUGUGUUACAUAGGUGAGAAAAAGCUUAAAGUUAAGCUUAAAUUUACAAAAGCAUUAAAAAGAGGCCAUAUUAACAUUGACUGCACCGUUCAAAAAGCCUCAUAACUUUUGAAUCACAAAACCGUUUUACAAAAAUGGAGUACUUUUUGAAAGCCCAGAUUCUGGAGACUAUUUGGUGUCAAAUUUGUUUUUAAAACUAUGGUGUAAAAAGGUUUGGCGUAUACCAAAAUUUGACGUGAGCGAAAAAAGUUGUUUUUUUGACUGCACCAUGCAAAAAGUGUCAUAACUUUUGAACCACAAGAUGUAUUGACAUUAUUUACAUAUCAUUAGAAAGCCAAUACCCUAUAUUAUGUUUAAGAAUAAAAUCGGUUUUAAAGUUUCAGUCAAAAAAGUUUUUGCACAAUUUAAAUGUUGCACUGAGCGAAAAAAAGUUGAUUUUUUGACUACACCGUGCAAAAAGCCUCAUAACUUUUGAACCACAAGAUGUAUUGACAUUAUUUAUAUAUCAUUAGAAAGCCAAUACAUUAGGCUAUGUUCGAGAUUAAAAACGUUUUUUACUUUUAUUUCCAAAAAGGAUUGGCACAAUUUAAAAGUUGCGCUAAGCAAAAACAGUUGAUUAUUUGACUGCACCGUGCAAAAAGUCUCAUGACUUUUGAACCGCAAAACCAUUAUACAAACUUUUAGUACUAUAUGAAAGCCAAUACUGUACACUAUAUUUUAAAUUAAAAUCGAUUUUUAAUUUUACGUUUAAACAAUUUUGGCACAAGUUUUAUUUCUUUAUUACUCUUCCGAAAUUUUGACGUCAUGUUUAUUUACCUUAAUAAACAAUAUCAAGAUAACUUUUUUCAAUGUUUACUUAUUAAAAGUAUUGUUUGUCAAUCACUUUACAACUCUGAUAAUUUGUACAAACAUUUGAUAAGGGGACAUGUUAUACGGUGAACUGUUUCUAAAAUAGGUGCAAAUGUCCUACCGAUAUUUUGGUGGGACAUUUGUACACAGGGCGUAUUUUACAAAAAAAAGUUAAUUAUUUUCUUUUUUAAAUUAAAACGUAUUUUGUCAUUAAAUAUUUAGGUAAAAUUUAAAAAAAUUAAAAAUUUUUUGAAAAAUUUUGGUCCCGGCACGAAAACAUUUUUUGAAAGAUUUUGAGCAAUAAUGGGGGUUUUAUGACAUUUUAACUAGUUUAAAACAUAAAAAAGGUAAACUUAUCACGUUUUUAAGACCAAAAAGUACUACCUUAUAAUAAAAUUGGGUCUUGGCACGAAAACAUUUUUCGUUAAUUUUUGUUUAAAAAUAGGUUUUGACUUUUUAACAAGUUUAAAACAUAAGAAAGGUAAAUUUAUCUUGUUUUAAAGUACAAAAAAUUACAAUUUUGAAAAAUCUGGGUCCUGGCACGAAAGCAUUUUUCUCUAAAAUUUGCUGAAAAAACAUAAAAAUUUCGCUUUUUAAGUCAAAAAACACUUUUUAAAUUUAAAUUUAAUUUUUUAGUUGAAAAUCCAAAGCAGUGCGACAGGAAACUACGGUACCCAGAAGCCACAGUACUCCUACAUCUCCCUAAUCUCAUUAGCCAUUCAACGAAGUCCGAACAAGCGUGCCACGCUGAGUGAGAUCUACAACUUUAUCAUGGAGUACUUUCCCUACUACAAGAACCACCUGAACAAGUGUAGUUGGCAGAACUCGAUCCGCCACUCGUUGAGCUUCAACGACUGCUUCAUGAAGAUCCCGAGGACGCCGGACAAGCCGGGUAAGGGCAGUUUCUGGACGUUGCACGAGCUGUGUGGUGACAUGUUCGAGAAUGGGUGCUACUUGCGGCGACAGAAGCGCUUCAAGUUGCCUGACAACAAUAAGGACUCGCGACGUCGCAAGAAUCGCAACAAGAACAAUGAGCGACAAAUGUAUCAGCAACAACAGUCGAUAGUCAAGACGGAGCAUGAGGAUGAGAACAGAAUGGAUGAGAUGAAGAUGAUCAAGACCGAGGAACAGAAUAACCAGGAUCAGAUGGGCAGUCCCAAAAUGGAGGUGAGUAUUACUGUAUUUUUCGUUUUUACUGUUAGGCCAAAGUACCACUUUGAGGGCUACAGUAAAGCUACGGCUACAGUAGGGUUCAAGUUAAGACUGAGGGUUCGAGUUAGGCUAGAGCUUAGCUUGAGCUUGAGUUUGAGUUUGAGCUCGAGCGUAAGAAUUGGUGCUCAGCCUUAGGCUAAGGCGUGGACUUGAGCAUGACUAUGAGCAUGAGCAUGAGCUUGAGCACGGUCAUGAACAUGAAAAUGAACAUGGACAUGGACAUGGACAUGGACAUGAAAAUGAACAUGGACAUGGACAUGAAGAUGGACAUGGAAAUGAACAUGGACAUGGACAUGGACAUGGACAUGAACAUGGACAUGAACAUGAACAUGAACAUGAACAUGAACAUGAACAUGAACAUGGACAUGAAAUGAACAUGAAAAUGAACAUGAAAAUGAACAUGAAAACAAACAUGAGCAUGAACAUGAACAUGAGCAUGAGAAUUAGCAUGAGCGUCAGCAUGUGCACGAGCAUAAGCUGGAGCUUGAGGAUGCACUUGACCUUGAGUCUGCGUCUGAACAUGAGCUAUUCUUGAGCAUAGGGCUCUGGGCUAGAGCUCUGAGCUAGGGCUUGUAAUAAGGUGGGUUAUUGUAUAAUAUGUUAAUUUAUAUUCACUUUUUUUAGAACACUCUCCAACAGCCCAUCCCAACCUCACUACCUACAUCAAUGUUGAUCAACAACGGCCCCUCCCCUUCCUCAAAUCCCUCCCAAUCUCUAAAUCAAUCCGAAAACAGCUUCGAAAUUCCGAAUUCAAUCCCAAUGUCAUCCCCAUCCGACCAACAGACUACCGUAAUCUCGUCGGUAGGCCAGUUCCCCAUGCCAACCUACCAAUACAAUGGCUUCCCUAACGUAUACUCGAAUACGGCGGUCGAUUUUCAAACCCAACAAGCGCUACAGAGCCUGGGCGGUGGUCAGAACUUUAGUGUAACUCAACUGGUCGAUAAUAACCUAGACUACUACUCGUCGUACGGUGGGCUUCUGAACAAACCCGGAGCCAACUACGCCUAUUCACAACAUACCGUUUAUAGGUAAGGAGCAUACUGUAGCUUUGCUUAGGUAAGAAAAUUGUACUGUAUUUUUGUUUAGGUAAGAAAAAAUUGAGUUUAAAAGUUUUUGACGAAAUGUAACAAAUGUUAUUGGAAAAUGCGACAAAAUGUCACAAAAAGCAUUGGAAAAUUAAAAACGUAUUUUAAGCUUUUCUGAAACAGUUUUACUUAUUUUUAAGUUUCCUAUAGUUUUUGAACAUUAUUUUUAGUUUGCGACGAAAUGUCACACAGUUAUUGGAAAAAGUGACAAAAUGUCACAAAAAUUUUUAGGAAAUUAAAAGUAACAACAUCAAUUAGCAAUCGAAAGUUUUUACGAUCGUAUUUUACCUUUUCAUUGAUUUGACGAAUUGCCACACACUUAGUAGUAACUGUAUCGAAAUGUCACAAAAACUAUUGGUUUUUAAAAAAAUCUUAAAUUUUUAUAAAAACUUUUUGAAAUGCCAUUUUUAAUGUUCUAAACACUAAUUUUACUUUAUUUUCAGCUCGAACCAUCCCGAAUCCGAAGCCAACCUUUGA
Bursaphelenchus okinawaensis is the source of this 9443-nucleotide messenger RNA. The record is from the annotation of a GenBank genome assembly. NCBI's taxonomy places the organism in Eukaryota, Metazoa, Nematoda, Chromadorea, Rhabditida, Aphelenchoididae.